AUGAACCGUAAUCUAACCAUUAUAUCGGGCUCAUCGCAUCCAAAUUUUGCCGAUUUGGUGGCUGAGCAAUUGGGCUUUACUCCACAUCAUGUUUUGCGUGGCAAAUUUGCUAAUGGUGAGAUCCGCUUCGAGUUGCUGGAGUCGGUACGCGGAUCCGACGUCUAUGUGAUUCAGACCAGCUGUAGUCCAAUAAACGAUAUGUUAAUGGAACUCCUGAUUAUGGUGCAAACAUGUCGUUAUGCAUCGGCUAACAGGAUUACGGCGGUUAUACCAUUUUUCCCUUAUAGCCGUCAAGAUAAAAUGUUUUCGUGGCAGCAGCCUAUAACCGCCAAAUUGGUGGCAAAUAUGUUAUCCGUGGCUGGGGCUAAUCAUAUAGUCACCAUGGAUUUGCACGCGGCUCAAUUGCAGGGCUUCUUUGAUAUACCCUGCGAUAAUCUGGCAUCGAUAGUGACCCUGAUCCCAUGGAUACAUCGAUACAUACCCGACUGGCAGAACGGAGUCGUAGUGGCCCCCGACAAUGGCGCUGUUAAGAUAGCCACCAAGUUAAGGGAUAGCUUGAACUUGCCAAUGGCUUUAAUCCACAAGCAGAGGCGUCAUAAGAAUGCCCGCUAUGAAUUGGUUUUAGUUGGCGAUGUUCAUGGGAAGGUGACAAUUGUGGUCGACGAUAUGAUCGACACAAGUAAUACCCUUUGCUUUGCCGCCGAACGCCUGAAAGAGGCGGGUUCUUCGAAGAUCUAUGCCAUUGUUACCCAUGGCAUAUUCUCUGGCGAUUCGAUACAAAAACUCAACGAUUCGGACUACGAACUUGUCAUUUGCACUAAUACAAUUCCACAGGCAGCCGAGGUCAGCCAAAAGGUGGACAAAAUUUUGGCAAAUAAUCCCUUUGCAUUAACAGGUAACGCUUGGAAGAAGAAGCGAGCCGAAAUAACGCCUGGCUUGACUGCCAAACGUGUGGGUGCCAUCUAUCCUGUAACUCAAAGCGUGUGUCGCCAGUUUGUUGACUACAUCAAGGGGCAACAACUCAUGGCUUCAUCGGAAGGCCUAAAUGCCAAGGAUCUUUGUCUCUGUUAUACUACCGAAGUCGUUGCGGAUUGUGUUCUAGGCAUUAGUGCAAAAAGUUUCACUGAUAAUCCCACGCCACUGGUGGACAUGAUUAAGCGCGUGUUUGAGCAAUCUUUCGGGCUUAAAUUCUUUACGAUGAUUGCCAACAUUUGGCCACCAAUAAGAAAGUUUUUCACUGUUGGACUUUUUGCCAAGGAUGUGGAAGAAUUCUUUUUUGAUCUGAUGCAGAAAUGUAUUUAUUUGCGACGUCAAGAUCCAAAGCUACAGGAUCGUACUGAUUUUCUCAACUACAUGCUGCUGCAUUUACAGGAUAAAAAGGGUUUAAACACUCCGGAGUUGAUUUCGCAUACCGUGAGUAUUCUUACUGAUGGCUUUGGGACUACCGCAUUGGUACUGGCUCAUACAUUAUUGCUGUUAGCUCGUUAUCCCGAGGAACAACGAAAAUUAAGAGAGGAACUUGGUAACAGUAACGUGACGUUUGAAAAACUUAGUGAGCUGCCUUUUCUAGAUGCCUGUAUAAAUGAAACACUUCGCCUGAUUCCACCACUUUUGUCUGGUCGUAAGAUAGUAACCGAAUCCUAUGAUUUUGUUAAUAAGAAUGGUGUCCGAGUGCGCGUGGAACCUGGUGAUGCUGUCAUUGUUCCUGUCUAUUCUUUCCACCAUGAUCCACAAUACUAUGAUGAGCCUGAAGAAUUCAAGCCCGAGCGUUUUCUAGAGAUCAAUGGAGGUGUCCGAAAGUACAGAGAUCAAGGGGUCUUCUUUGGCUUCGGUGACGGGCCAAGAAUUUGCCCAGGUAUGCGUUUUGCUCUAACACAAAUGAAGGCAGCUUUGGUCGAAAUUUUACAGAAUUUCAACAUAAAGAUCAAUCCAAAGACCCGCAAGGAUAAUGUUUUAGAAGAUACUUACUUCAUGGCAUCAUUAAAAAAUGGCAUAUGGUUAAAUUUCGAAGCAAUACAAUAACUACAAUAUUAAGAAUUGAAUAUGUACAUAAGCUUCGCAAUCAAAAUCC
Messenger RNA from Drosophila willistoni, 2071 nucleotides. RefSeq names its product probable cytochrome P450 28d1. The transcript is spliced from 5 exons. Bases 1 to 2022 code for a protein of 673 amino acids. Gene Ontology annotation, molecular function: oxidoreductase activity, acting on paired donors, with incorporation or reduction of molecular oxygen; monooxygenase activity; magnesium ion binding. Gene Ontology annotation, biological process: purine nucleotide biosynthetic process; 5-phosphoribose 1-diphosphate biosynthetic process. Lineage: Eukaryota; Metazoa; Arthropoda; Insecta; Diptera; Drosophilidae. The record is from RefSeq and is a predicted model, not a curated record. Gene Ontology annotation, cellular component: ribose phosphate diphosphokinase complex; cytoplasm.